AGAGAAAUAUGAUGAAGAAGAAACAAAGUUUUGACAAGGUUUUUAUGAGAAUGAUAGGUGCAAUUACAUGUGGAUUACAUUUUGUGAAUUGUGAAUAAUAAUUUCAGUUUAAGUGAAUUCCAUGAGUGCAAUUUGCUACAUGGCUUCAUUACAAGUAUGAAGUUUUCGAACUUCUACGGCUGUGGUUUAUAAACAAAGAUGUCUACCUCCACGAAAAAACAUCGGUCAAGAAGAAGGGUCGCUGCUUUGAACUUUUUAUCGAAUAUUUCAUUGGAUGGCACACACAGAGACACGAAAUAUGCAAUAUUCAACAGAAGAGGGUUCAUUAGAACGAGCAGUAACCAGAGACAGAAGGAAAAGAAUGGAGAAAAAGAACCCAAAUUGGACGAAAGUAGUGGAGAGACGAUUAUUCCAUCGUCAACAUCGACAAUUGAAGCGGAGCAGUCGGUUCCACCGGUAUCAGUGCCACAGCGAAAUACAUUUACUGUUAAAUGUGACGUAUAUGACGAUGGGAAUGAGGACGCUGUGCCCGCGAUAUCUCCUACUAAACGCCACAGUGAAUUAGACGACAUGCCAUACUCAACUUCACCUAGGGUCCACACUUAUUCAUGCGAAAGGGAACGAGUUUCCAGGAAAAAUCUCUUUAGUCAGUUUUCCACAGAGACAACAGCAAGUGCUGGAAGUUCUACAAGCAAUUCUACCCUAGAGCAAUUGGGUCAGUUUAUAGUGGAGCGCACUCGAGAGAGAAUUCGACACAGGUCAAACUCAACAUCCACAGAAUCCUACUGUGAGUCCACUGUGGUUCAACCAAAAGGAGAAGUCAAGUAUCAUAUGCCAAAAGAGAAAGUUUUCAGGGGAGAGAGGGUGAUAGUUCUGUCCAAGAAAAAAGUGCCAGUCAUAGCAUAUUCUGUGUUGCCAUACACAAGACAAAGCCAACAAGGGAUCCUAAAUAAAUCAGAGGGAUUAACAGAAACGUUUCGCACACGGCGUUACUCUGGCAACCGACCUCUGUCUGUGAGCCAGGAAGGUAUCUUGGGACUUGGGCUGCAGGCAGUGGAACAAGUAGAAGAUGGACAGGAUGUAUCCUACAGUCAGUUCCUAGUCAGUUCUUCAGAUCGACCACUGCAGCGUUUUUUAUCUGCUGAAAGGAUGCAUUUGACUGGGGCAGACUCCGUUCCUGCUAGUCCUGAAAUUCCACUGAAAGGCACACAGGCCAUGGAAGAAUGGCUACGAUUGUGCAGACGUCUGCAGCAUGGUGCUCCCUUUUUCCGAAGUGGGUCACAUGACCCAACCCUUUCACUCAAUUGGGGAACGAGUAAUUUAUCACAUUCUCCUUUUCUGGAUAAAGUUGCAGAACACAGUUUGAGUGCAGACUUGUAUGAUCCCAAUUCUUUAGAUGAUCCAGAGUUGAGAGCAGGCAAACACAGGACCUUACUGAACUUUCCUUCAUACAUAACAUCAGUGAUAGAUUAUGUGAAACCCUCUGAUUUGAAGAAAGACUUGAAUGAACAGUUCAAGGAGAGGUUCCCACAUGUAAACAUCACACUCAGUAAAUUAAGGAACAUCAAAAAGGAAAUGAAGAAAAUUGUUUAUGGGAAGUGCAAUAAAAGAGACUACAGAGAUUUGUGGGUUGUGGCUCAGUCAUAUGUGUACUUUGAAAAGUUGAUAUUAAAGGGACUGAUAAAUAAACAGAACAGAAAGCUGGUGGCAGGUGCCUCUUUGAUGUUAUCUGCCAAGCUGAAUGAUGUCAAAGGAGGUGACUUCACUCAUUUAAUGGAGGAAUUGGAAACUGUGUUUAGACUUCACAGGAAAGAGCUUGUUGCUUUUGAAUUUGCCGUUUUGGUUGCACUGGAAUUCUCCCUGCAUUUGCCAGACUGCGAGAUCUACCCACACUUCCAGAGAUUAGUUUAUCAGUAGCCAAUAUGCUGUUGACUUUAUUCUGCCAUUUUAGAUGUUCUUGUAAUGAUUGUCAUUAAAUCAGUGAUUUUGGGGAGGUCCAGACUAGAGAGAGUUGAGAUGCCAGGAGAACUGUACCUGUAGACUUUUAUGAGAUUAGAUAUCGUGAACAAAAUCAAUUUCUUUGAAUGAUUUGGUGAGGCCCCACUGACUACCAUUAUAUACCCAGAUGGUUGAUAAUUAUUUUUGCAGGUGUGAAGUCUCACAACUCAUAAGGAUAAACAGAGUUUGUGUAAAGUGUGUGCAAAUAAUUAAGUAAACAUGUGAGAUUUCAAACCACCGGACUAUAGUUUAAAAGUAAGUGAAGUUCCAUGUGGCGUAACAAUAGGUAAUUUAAGGUGAAUUGUGAAAGGAUUUCACCUCAUGCUUCGACUGAUGUUCAUUUCAGCUGGCAUUGUUUUGUAAAUUUGAGGAUAGUACCAUAUUUUCUUUUUUGUUGUUGUUUUCAAAUUGAUCUGAUUACAGUGUCUCUCAACACAUGUCCCAUGACUAAUUUGUUUUGAGAAGUAUGAUUUAACAAUGGCAGAGCAUGCUUACUUCAGAUGAAGAAGGGGGUGGUUGAAAUACAAAAUCAAAUGGUAAUUUUAAGUGAUUAUAUUUUGAAAUUCUGUACAGAAGUUAUACAAUUUGAAUGCCCAGAAGUUGUUUUCACUAAGAGAUGUUAUUGUACAUAUUUUAAAUAACACAAGAAUCAAAUAAGGGCAAUUGUGCCCAUGUUAAGUUACAAGUUACAUGGUGCUUGGUGCAAUUUGAAGUGUUUAUGCACAGAAGUUGUUUUGUAACAUGCCAGGUGCUGUGAGUUAUUGCAAAUGACAACAGCUAUUAUUCUGUCCCAGAAAAAAAAAAGAGUCCCAAGCAACUUGAAAAUUAAAAGAUUUAAAAAUGAAACGUAUCAUCUCUAUAUUAACAUCAAAAUUGUUCAUCCAUUGUUAUGUUUCUGUUUCUACUUUUGUAAAGAAACUGUUACUGGUUAAAUGUUUUUGCCACAUAUCUUUUUUCUUUCAAAUUAAAUGGAUAUUUCCAUUUUGAGGCAUGAAAUUAUGUUUUAUAUUAUUUUUUAUGGGGUAUAAUUUGUAAUUAAGCUUGAUAUAUCAUGACAUAAGUAUUUAUUAAUUUUUUUUAAUUUUUAAAAAAUGAUGAAUAAACUCAUCUUCUAAA
Messenger RNA from Lingula anatina, 3114 nucleotides. Its product is annotated as CDK5 and ABL1 enzyme substrate 1. NCBI's taxonomy places the organism in Eukaryota, Metazoa, Brachiopoda, Lingulata, Lingulida, Lingulidae. Gene Ontology annotation, biological process: regulation of cell cycle. The record is from RefSeq and is a predicted model, not a curated record.